Molecule: messenger RNA, 5081 nt
Organism: Hippocampus zosterae (dwarf seahorse)
Lineage: Eukaryota; Metazoa; Chordata; Actinopteri; Syngnathiformes; Syngnathidae
Gene: gabbr1b
Product: gamma-aminobutyric acid (GABA) B receptor, 1b
Exons: 24
Coding region: 363-3356 (997 amino acids)
Biological process (GO): G protein-coupled receptor signaling pathway; gamma-aminobutyric acid signaling pathway
Cellular component (GO): membrane; G protein-coupled receptor heterodimeric complex
Molecular function (GO): G protein-coupled GABA receptor activity
Source: RefSeq, a predicted model, not a curated record
GGCGAAGGAGAGGAAGGAGGGGCAGAGGGUCGAAGCUCCACCGUGGUGGAAAAAAAAACCGCCGUGGGAGUUGACGUGCGUCUGUCAAGUGUUUCUCAUCGUGCACCAGCUAGUGUGUGUUUGCGUGCCUUGCAUAGACGCGUUUUGUGGAAACCUAACAUCAUUCAGUGAGCUGACACGAUUGAAUUACAGCCACGGAGCACGAGUAUUCCGAGUUCGGACUGGCGAAAAAAACCCGCUUUCUUUACUAAUUGUCCACGGGAGACACUUUUUUCCCCUCUCCACUCAAAUGCAGGCACGGACACUUCAACUCAAUCGAUGACAAUUCGCUAAUACAGCCGCCCGCUGCUUCUUGUGGAAAGAUGGUGCCGUUCCUUCUUUUCUUCUUUGCUGCCUCGCCCUUACUCAGCGCAUCUGCAUACAAUACAUCUGCUGGUUGUGCGAUCAUCCGCCCCCCCAGAGAUGGUGGGAUAAGAUACAGAGGCCUGACACAGGAGCAGAUUCGAAGUGUGCAAGUUCUCCCCGUUGACUAUGAGAUUGAGUACAUCUGCAGGGGAAGCCGUGUGAUUGUGGGACCCAAGGUCAGGAAAUGUUUGCCCAGCGGUACCUGGACUGACCUCAACCAACAAAGUAGAUGCUUGUUGUUAUGUCCUCGGGUUUGGACAUCUUUGGAAAAUGGUCGAGUGUCGUCUUGGCCACAGGGGCUGCCAGUGGAGGGAACUGUACUGCACUAUAGUUGUCUCCCUGGCUUCAUCUUGAUGGGCCGAAACUCAACGCAGUGCAAUAAAUUGGGCAAGUGGGACACGCCCAAACCCGUGUGUCACUAUGACAGACAUUUCAAAGCUCUCGGCAAGAAGAAGCUAUACAUCGGAGCUCUCUUCCCAAUGAGCGGAGGCUGGCCUGGAGGGCAAGCUUGCCUCCCUGCUGCUAAGAUGGCCUUGGCUCUGGUGAAUGAGAGAGCCGAUAUUCUUCCGGACUACGAGCUGGAGUUAAUACAUUAUGACAGCAUGUGUGAUCCCGGAGAAGCCACCAAGCUGCUUUACGACCUUCUGUACACCGAGCCCAUCAAGAUUGUACUGAUGCCUGGCUGCAGCUCAGUGUCCACACUGGUGGCUGAGGCUGCCCGGAUGUGGAACCUCAUAGUUUUGUCCUAUGGGUCCAGUUCUCCAGCUCUGUCCAAUCGCCAGCGCUUUCCUACUUUCUUUCGCACUCAUCCGUCUGCCACACUGCACAACCCAACUCGAGUCCAGCUCUUCCAGAAGUGGAAAUGGACCAAGAUUGCCACCAUUCAGCAGACAACAGAAGUUUUUACGUCAACCCUGGAUGAUCUCGAAGAGAGGGUGAAGGAGGCUGGGAUUGAAAUCAGCGUUCGUCAGAGUUUCCUCACUGACCCUGCUGUGGCUGUCAAAAACCUGAAGCGUCAAGAUGCCCGAAUCAUUGUUGGCCUCUUCUAUGAGACCGAAGCCAGGAAAGUCUUUUGCGAGGUGUACAAGGAGAAGUUGUACGGGAAGAAAUAUGUGUGGUUCCUCAUCGGCUGGUACGCGGACAACUGGUUUAAAAUCAACGACCCAUCCGUCAACUGCACGGUGGAGCAAAUGACGGAAGCCGUCGAAGGUCAUGUGACUACCGAGAUUGUCAUGCUCAACCCAGAGACCGUACGGGGAGCCUCCAACUUGACCUCCCAGGAAUUUCUCGACCAACUGAUGUCGAAGCUAGGGGGGAAAAACUCGGAGGAGACCGGCGGUUUUCAAGAAGCUCCCCUAGCUUACGAUGCUGUGUGGGCUCUCGCUCUGGCUCUCAACAAAACCGUGGGACCUCUGAAGGCCAAGGGUCGUCGCCUAGAGGAUUUCAAUUACAACAACCGAGAUGUAACGGCUGAAAUCUACCGUGCCCUCAACACCAGCUCCUUCGAAGGAGUUUCAGGCCAUGUCAUAUUUGAUGCCCAAGGUUCUCGGAUGGCCUGGACUCUGAUUGAGCAGCUCCAAGGAGGAAGCUAUAAGAAGAUUGGAUACUACGACAGCACCAAAGGCAAUCUGUCCUGGUAUGGGAACGACAAAUGGAUUGGAUCUGGACCCCCUGCCGACCAGACAAUGGUCAUUGAGGAGUUCCGCUACCUCUCCCAGAAGCUAUUUGUGUCCAUGUCUGUGUUUUCUGGUUUGGGAAUCCUGCUGGGCGUCAUCUGCCUUACUUUCAAUAUCUACAACAGCAGCGUGAGGUAUAUUCAGAAUUCGCAACCGUACCUGAACAACAUGACUGCAGUGGGCUGCAUGAUGGCUCUGGCUGCCAUCUUCCCUCUGGGCAUCGAUGGACUUCACGUCCGCAGGAAGCAUUUCCCCGUUGUCUGCCAGUUUCGACUUUGGCUGCUGGGUCUGGGUUUCAGCCUUGCAUACGGCAGCAUGUUCACCAAAAUCUGGUGGGUCCACACCGUCUUCACCAAGAAGGAUGAGAAGAAGGAUAAGAAGAAGCACCUGGAGCCAUGGAAACUCUACGCAACUCUCGGCGUCCUGCUUGGCAUCGACUUCUUGUCUCUCAUGAUCUGGCAGAUUGUGGAUCCGUUACAUAUCACGGUGGAGAAGUUCACCCGAGAAGCCCCAAAAGGAGACCUGGAUGUUUUAAUCCAACCAUUAUUGGAGCACUGCAGCUCGGAAAAAAUGAACACCUGGCUAGGUGUGGUGUACGGUUACAAAGGCUUACUGCUGCUGCUCGGUAUCUUCCUGGCUUACGAAACCAAGUCUAUCUCCACUGAGAAAAUCAACGACCACCGAGCUGUGGGCAUGGCCAUUUAUAAUGUUGCCGUGCUUUGUUUGAUCACAGCCCCCGUCACCAUGAUCCUGUCCUCUCAGCAGGACGCCUCAUUCGCCUUUGCCUCCCUGGCCAUCGUUUUUUCGGUCUACAUCACCCUGGUGGUUCUAUUUGUUCCUAAGAUGCGACGUCUGAUCACACGAGGUGAAUGGCAAUCCGACGCCCAGGAGACCAUGAAGACGGGUUCCUCCAUGAACAACAAUGAUGAGGAGAAAUCCAGGCAGCUGGAGAGAGAGAACAAGGAGCUCCAGAAGAUAAUCCAGGAAAAAGAAGAACGUGUAUCAGAGCUGAGGAACCAGCUGUCUGAGCGACAGGCCCUUCGAUCACGGAGAAGACCAUCCACCGUCUCCAAUCAAAACCAUAACACCCCCCCGCUCAGCAUCCCACCCACUGACCCCAGAUCAUUGGCCCCGCCGCCGGGGUACCCUGCGCCCACUUCUGACCUGCAUGCGGUCCCUCCAUCCUUUGGCAAUUCUUCGAGCCUCUACCAGCCCGACAACAAAAUCAGCCGCAAUAACUGUCACACCAGCCGGCUGCAGAUGCUCUACAAAUGAGGUGAACGUAAACGGAGUGUUUUCAUGAGAUUCGUUGUACAUGUUGAUGGACCUAAAUCAGGUACAGCAGGUGUAAAAAGAUGCCUCGGACGCGGGACAAAGACACGCGUUGUGUGAAGUGCAAUUCUGCAUCCGUUAUAUCCUACUGGUGUGUCAUGGAAACUAGGAUUUCAGAAAAUCGUUCCAACGUUGACUGAGCUUAUCCCCCUUCGGAACGGUAAUUUUGCUGAGAUUUACUCUUUUAGCAAGCCAUUCCGGUUUUGGCCCCACUUCUCCAUCAGCAAAUUUAGCCUUUUCAGGGACAGCGGUUACUACACUGGACAGUUUAUCAUGUUAUUAGGUUACAGGGAGCGUGAAGGCGUUAAAUUCCGUGGGGGUUUUUUUGGGGAUCAUUUGUCGUUUUGGCGCGUCGGUAGCACCAGUCAAAAAAUAUGGUGCAUUUUUUGAUGAAGAAAAAAAAAACAACAAGACCUUUAGAGCUUUCACUCGCAUCCAAAAUCCUUGUUCGCUAAUCAUGCUGACGGUAGCAAACGAAUUCCGUUUGGAUUUGAAAGUUCCACUUCGAACUACACAUUUUUUUUCUUUUUAGUUUAAAAUGGCUUACUUUAACUACAAUCCCAAGUGGUGUGGUGGACAAAGGUCGAAUCUGUUAGGACUCGGAUAAACCGAGUUCGGGGGGAUCCAAAAACAUAGACAAAAACAAGGUCUCCGAAGGGAAAACGACAAUUUAAUGUCUCAAUCACACCGAAAAUAAGGCGAGAACAUAAAGCGCUGGUCCACAGUAAGGACCAGGAGGCAAAUCCAAACGAGUAACAAAAAGUGCUUGCACAAAAGAGCAAGGAAGAAAAAUAAAGACCGCAAAAUAUGAACGAAAAACAAUGUAACACCUGUACACGCACAAAAACCCAGAUCAUCAAAACAAAACAGUACUUACUCAAAACUGGGUACCGAGAACUAUAACGCGAAAUCACGACGAGGUCAAAAGCCAAUAAGUCAAAGAACAGUGAAGAUGCAAUGGCAAUGGCAUAGACAAUACUCCCACAACAGGUGAUUGGCGGAGGAGUCCUUAAAUGCUGAGUCUGAAGAUUACAGAUUGGCAGCAGGUGUGCUAGAAAGUCCGCUCAUGCCACCUGCUGGCCAGACCGCAAAACCGAAACGUGACAGAAUCCUGGUCGUUCAUUACUCCUUUUGGUUCAAUAAAUUGUGUAAAUCCUCGUUUUUGCAGUUACGGUUUGGGUGCGAGUCCAAGGUCUAAUUUUCAUACACAGUAUUCUAAUUGCAACGGAGUAGCAGGACUGGCCAAGCUAUGAAGAGAAGCGCAACUUAGAGUCAAAAAAAAAAUGCUAUUAUACCGCCUUCUCACCAAGUUUCACCACCCAUGAUUUGACAGCUACCUGAAGAGCCGCCAUGUUCUUUUGUGGCAAGCGGCAACUACACAACACAGAUCAUGUCAAAGCCGGGCAAAGACUAGCGUAGCCAUCAUAGCCACGAUAAAAAAAGUUGAGUUUUACCUGUGUGCCAACAUACAAAGAAAACAAGUUCAUAAGUAAUUACAAUCAGUAACAUCCUAUCCAUAACUUGAUCUGGAGUAUCCUUUUCCUCUGGAUCUGGAACAAACGUAUAUGACUAAUAACCCAUAUGCUCAUUUGUCGUCAUGGCAUAAUCAAUAUUUGAAGUUGUAAUUUCACCCCCCCCCCCAAAAAAAUAAUAAUAAAAUAAUAAAAA